GAUACAUAUUUAAAUUCGACGUAAAACAUUGUUUUAUGUUGUGUUGUUGAUAUAUGCAUUUUGGAUCGUGCACGCGCCGUUUUACUGCUGUUCUUCUGGUUCUUUAUUUAUUUGGUAAAUUGACUCAGUUGAUGUUGGUACACAGUAGUUGUUUCGUUGAAACCAGUGAAUAUUCCAAUGAACAUACCGAAAUUGGCAUACUCUCAACCUCUCUACUGAAACAUUACUCCAGUCUGUUUGUCAAAGUCGACGGCAAAACAUGUCCCGCGUAACCAAAAUAAAACAUAUUCUGAAGGAACAGGAAGCGGACGAAUUCGAUUCGCCCAAGGAAAACCAAACAAUAGUUCGUGUAGUGGCUAGCCGUGGCAAUAAUCUACACGAGGUGGAAACUGCUACCGAAGUUGAACCUAUAGAAGAAGGCAACAAGGUAAAGGCCGAGAUUUGUCGAAUCCUGACAGCGGAACAUAUAAAAAUAUUUGAAAAGGAGAACGUGUGGCCCAAACGGUUUACCAAGAAGCGGGAGCUCGAAGACGAUCUGGAUGAUGAUGGGCUAGUUCGAAAUACAAAUCGAAAAUUUGCGGAAGAGAAUGAUGACAGCGAUGAGAGUGAGUCUACUGAUGAGGACAAUUAGAAGGAUUUACUGUUGGCGACUAUAUGGAAUGUCUUUAAUCAAAACUUGAAACACAAUCCUGGCAUGUAGUAUAAGAAAUAUAUUUCUUGUACAGAGAUCCAGAAACGAACAAGUUGUCAGUGCUAUAUACAUAAAAUAUGCAGACACUUGCAAGAAUAAAUACGAUUUAAAAAGAUGUA
Molecule: messenger RNA, 810 nt
Organism: Wyeomyia smithii (pitcher-plant mosquito)
Lineage: Eukaryota; Metazoa; Arthropoda; Insecta; Diptera; Culicidae
Product: probable RNA-binding protein EIF1AD
Exons: 2
Coding region: 260-631 (123 amino acids)
Biological process (GO): translational initiation
Cellular component (GO): nucleus
Molecular function (GO): translation initiation factor activity
Source: RefSeq, a predicted model, not a curated record